Messenger RNA from Micropterus dolomieu (smallmouth bass), 1503 nucleotides. It is a transcript of the gene slc2a11l, whose product is annotated as solute carrier family 2 member 11, like. Gene Ontology annotation, biological process: monosaccharide transmembrane transport. NCBI's taxonomy places the organism in Eukaryota, Metazoa, Chordata, Actinopteri, Centrarchiformes, Centrarchidae. The record is from RefSeq and is a predicted model, not a curated record. Gene Ontology annotation, molecular function: hexose transmembrane transporter activity. The transcript has 11 exons. Gene Ontology annotation, cellular component: membrane. Bases 1 to 1404 code for a protein of 467 amino acids.
AUGACUUCUCCAUCUGCUUUUAUAAAAGAGCUGGUGAACAAAACAUGUCUGCAGAGAUACAAUGUAUCCUUGGAGCAGUGGCAGAUUUCUCUCAUCUGGUCCUUCACUGUAUCCAUUUUCUGCAUCGGGGGGCUACUGGGGUCGCUGGUGGCUGGUCCAUUGAUCACAAAAUAUGGCAGAAAGCAUAGCCUUUUGUUAAACAAUAUUGUGGCUAUGACUGGAGCUGUGUUGAUGCUCUUGAGCCAAACAGCCAUGUCCUUUGAGAUGAUUAUGGUGGGACGAUUUCUCUAUGGCAUCAAUUCAGGAGUCAGUAUCUCAGCUCAAACCAUGUACCUUGUUGAAUGCGCCCCCAAGAAGCUGCGAGGGAUGGUGGGUGUGACUGUCGCUACCUUCAUCUCCUUUGGGAAGUUCUGUGGUCAGCUGCUGGGGAUCAGUGAGUUACUUGGUACACAGGAGAGAUGGCCCUGGCUGCUUGGUUUCAAUGGUUUCACUGCGUUAAUCCAACUCUUCACGCUGCCCUUCCUGCCGGAAUCCCCUCGCUUCCUAAUGCUGGAAAAAGGAGACCAACAGGCCUGCGAGAAAGCAUUAAGAAGGCUAUGGGGCCACAAUGAUUACAGCAGGGAGGUGGAGGAGAUGUUGGAGGAGAAAGCUGCCUUGCAGAGUGUUUACAGCCACUCAGUGAUCGAGCUGAUUCAGAAUCCAACAGUCCGCUGGCAGCUCCUCACCAUCAUCGUUACCUUCACCACACUGCAGCUCUGUGGCAUCAACACUGUGUACUUUUAUUCUUUUGAUGUGUUCCGUGCGGCAGGCAUCCAAGAGCACCAGUUACGUUAUGUCGCCUUAGGAACGGGGCUGUGUGAGUUGUCCACCUCUGUAGCCUGCUUCUUCAUCAUUGAAAAUACGGGUGUAAAAGUCCUGUUGUUCAGAGGAUACAUUGGAAUGUCUGCAACACUGAUCCUCCUCACCAUCGCUCUGUACCUGCAAAACCAGGUCCCCUGGAUGCCGUACUGCAGCAUGGUCCUCAUUUUCAUCUUCAUUUUAUUUUUUUCAAGUGGACCAGCUGGAGCAACCGCUCCUCUUCCAGGGGAAAUUUUAAUGCAGUCAUUCAGAUCAGCUGGAUACACCAUCGGCUGCAGUAUCAACUGGGUGGGCCUGUGUGUGCUGGGGAUGCUCUUCCCUAUCAUAGUGGAGAAUCUGGAUUACUUUUGUUUUCUCUUAUUCCUGGUUUUCUGUGCUGGCUGUGGGCUGUAUGUGAGGUUCUACAUCCCUGAGACCAAGAAUCGUACAGUGCUGGAGAUUGCUGCAGAGUUUGAGAGGAUGCACUGCAAACCUGAAGUAUCACAGAGGAAAACAUCCACUAAACAGAAACUCAGUGGAAUCAAAACAUACGACACCAAGUUCUGAUUAUAUUCACUGAGGUCUAAAAGUAACAAACAGCAAACAUUUAGAAGAUUUCAAUAGCUUGAAUGUAACUAAAGCAGAAAUACCAACUGAAUUAUAUAC